This is a messenger RNA of Setaria italica (foxtail millet), 1407 nucleotides long. RefSeq names its product ras-related protein RABE1c. Gene Ontology annotation, cellular component: plasma membrane. The record is from RefSeq and is a predicted model, not a curated record. Gene Ontology annotation, biological process: protein secretion; regulation of exocytosis. Gene Ontology annotation, molecular function: GTPase activity; GTP binding. Bases 421 to 1143 code for a protein of 240 amino acids. The transcript is spliced from 10 exons. NCBI's taxonomy places the organism in Eukaryota, Viridiplantae, Streptophyta, Magnoliopsida, Poales, Poaceae.
AUACCCCCAAAGGACAACCCACCCGUUCCUACGAUUACCUCAGAUCCACCCCCGCUGAGAACCGAAUCCAAAGCGAUUCGAUUCCCCGCAUCGGCUGGUAAAAAUCCGCCGCUUCGCGCCCGCUGCUGCUGCUUCGAUUGCUUCGUGUGAUCAGUGACCUCGCGCUUCUCUCUCCCAGCCUGUACUCGCCAGCGCGUCGCGGUUGAAGGUCGGGGUGGUCGGGCGGGAGGGCGAUGGCCGCGCCGCCGGCGAGGGCUCGCGCCGACUACGACUACCUCAUCAAGCUGCUGCUCAUCGGCGACAGCGAAGAACAUUGUGUUUUGCUGAAGGAAUCGUGGACUUGUGGAAGGUCUGCCAUAUGCAAGUCGAAUUGCUUGAUUCUGUGUUUGAAUAAAUGUUUGUUUGUUUGGAAGAUCUACUAUGAUCUUUUUUCUUUUUGAGUGGAGAUUUACUAUGAUCUACAAGGCUAGCUUAUGUUGCAUUUCCCAAGCAUGUAGACAAGGACAAUAUCUCAUCCAGUCAGCUGCACUCCUGAAGUACAUGUGCACGUGUGGUGUUCGUGACCAUCCGGGUGUCGGCAAAAGUUGCCUCUUACUGCGGUUCUCCGAUGGAUCCUUCACUACUAGUUUUAUUACUACAAUUGGCAUUGACUUUAAGAUAAGAACGAUUGAACUGGAUGGCAAGCGUGUUAAAUUGCAAAUUUGGGAUACAGCUGGUCAAGAGCGAUUUAGGACUAUCACUACAGCAUACUACCGAGGAGCCAUGGGUAUCUUGCUUGUCUAUGAUGUCACUGAUGAGUCAUCUUUCAACAAUAUACGGAAUUGGAUUCGCAACAUCGAGCAGCAUGCCUCUGAUAAUGUGAAUAAAAUUUUGGUAGGCAACAAGGCUGACAUGGAUGAGAGUAAAAGGGCUGUUCCUACUGCAAAAGGGCAAGCACUAGCUGAUGAAUAUGGCAUCAAGUUUUUCGAGACUAGUGCCAAGACUAACCUCAAUGUGGAGCAAGUUUUCUUCUCUAUUGCCCGAGACAUUAAGCAGAGACUUUCUGAAACCGAUUCCAAGCCUGAGGAUAAGGUAGUCAAUAUUAGACAAGAUCAAGGUGCCGAGGCCUCGUCAUCUCAGAAAUCUGCUUGCUGUGGCUCAUGAGGAAUUUGGUCUUCAUUAUCCUAAACUAUGUUAGCUUUGUUUUCUUACUUUUUUCCUUGAUAUUGUAGGAAAAAUGUCAAGAAGAUAAUCAUGAUGUGCUUGUUCUUUACUUGUUUCCAUUCUGUGCAACAACCACUCUUGCCUUUUCAGUUUACUAUUGCAAUUUAUUUUUUUCUUCUUCUUUUCUUGUGGGGUGAUGGUGGUGCUGUGAUGGGGUGUUACUGCAUGUUUUGUUGCAAUCAAUCGAGACACCUACUUUUUGCA